UUUUUUUUUAAUAAAUACAGAAGAAAGUGGGAAAGUGUUUGACUAUCACGAUAUAGCAGAACACUGCAAGCGAAAACAAAUACAGAUUUCACGUACACAGGCGUUCUUUUAAAGACACACAAAACCGUCUUUCCUCAGUUAGCUAACGUUUAGAAAGAAUGAGCCUAAUUCAUUAAGCGCGUGCCCUUCCGUGGCCAUUAUUUAAAUGGGGGCAACAUGUACUGGCACUUGUCUGAACCACGUCUGGUUCACUGCUUGGGGAAAACAAACAACGCUAUCAAUGCAUCCCUAUUGUUUAACUCCAAUCCAGCUGAUGUAUUUAAGAAAGCGAAGCAUCCCAGAAACCCAGGGGAUGGUGAGAGAGACUUUCCCUGUGAUCACCCAAAGCCUCCAUGGCGAUAGGGUGGCGUCAAAGCCUCUGCUCUUGAACCCCUAAAAACCCCCGAGCUAUAACAGUUCACCCCUUGACCCCUGACCCCUCUCUGUGUUCCUCAAUCUUCCUGCUUAACCAAUUGGUGUUUCUUUUUUGCAGCAUUAUGAUCCUGGCCAUGUUGUGCUGAUGGUAAACUUAGUGGACGCACCGACCCUGUACCCAUCAUCGUCAAAUAUGAUGUCAUGGGAAUGGGACGCAUGGAAAUGGAGCUGGACUAUGCCGAGGACGCAACAGAGAAGCGGCGAGUAUUGGAGGUGGAGAAAGAGGACACAGAGGAGUUGCGGCAAAAAUACAAGGAUUAUGCAGAGAAAGAGAAAGCCAUCGCCAAGGCGUUGGAAGACCUGAGAGCCAACUUUUACUGUGAGCUAUGUGAUAAGCAGUAUCAAAAACACCAGGAGUUUGACAAUCACAUCAACUCUUACGACCAUGCACACAAACAGAGGCUGAAAGAGCUGAAGCAGAGGGAAUUUGCCCGGAAUGUUUCUUCACGUUCCCGCAAGGGUGGAAGAAAGCAGGAGAAGAUGCUGCGACGUAUACACGAGCUGGCGGAGCAGAGGAAGCAGCAGGAAUGUGUUCCUGGUAGCGGACCAAUGUUCAAGCAAACCACAGUGGCAGUCGAUGGAGAAGAAGGUGGCUUCUCAAGCAUCGAUGGCAUUCCCAUGACCCCAGAUGGUGUGCCGGAGGAACCUUCAGGAGAGGAUAAAGGAAAUGCUGGUGGUUUUGGUCAAAGUUCUCCAAAACCAGGACCAACUAUCAGUUUUUCUCUUCGCAAGAACAGUUCCUCACCCACACCAAGUGUUGGAACCCAUGCUCCCAAAGUUAGCGUGUCUUUCUCGUUUGCUAAGAAAGCACCUGUUAAACUAGAGACAGCUGCUGCUGUGUUUGCUGACCAUGGAGAAGAAGCAAUAGAAGGAGAAGAGGGCCAAGAAGAAGUAGUUGAGAAGAUGUCAGGGGAGGAAGGAGGUACAGCAUCCAGCACUGACAGCCCAGAGAGUACAUCAGGUGCCAUGGGUGGAGGGGAUGAGCAGCCACAGUCUGAUGAUGGGGGAACCCUGGCCUCUACCCUUAACAAGCUGAAGAUGAUGAUGAAGAAGGAGGAAGGUUACUCAGGGCAGGAGCCACAAUAUUAUCAUUACAUGCCUCCUGCACACUGUCGGGUAAAGCCGCAUUUUCAGUUUCUGCUCUUCAUGAAGGCCUCUGACCAAUGUGGUAGUCAGGAGGAAGAUGAGGACGGGGAGGAAGAGCAGAAAGCAGUACAAGUGGAAGAAGAUGCAGGACAAGAAGAGCCUAAAGACAAUGACUGCAAAUCAGAGAAGGACACUGUGAAAGAGCCUGUAAAGGAGCAGAGUUCAAAUCCUUCAUCGCCCAAAUUAAAAACUGAAGAAGUAUCAGAUAUCACCCCAGGAGUAGUCAGCAAUGCAGAUUCCUCAAGCACUGUUUCCCAAUCAACUGAAGCUAAGCAAGGUUCAUCUGAACCUCAAGACACUGGCCCUCGAAUUCCAACAGGACCUUUCUUUCCUGUUUUAAGUAAGGAUGAAAGCACUACCUUACAGUGGCCCUCUGAACUUUUGGAGUUCACUAAGGCCCAGCCCUCACUAUCCUACAGUUGCAACCCCCUUUAUUUUGAUUUUAAGCUGUCCCGGAAUAAAGUCAAUAGAGGUGGUAAGGCAAACAAAGCUGGUAAACCAGCUAAUGCUGACGGUGGAGAGGGUUCCAAGGCAGAAGAUACCACUAGCAAUGCAGCCACAAGUAGAGAAACUAGUACAGCAACACCAACACCACCAGGAGUCAAUAUUGACAAAAAGGAUGAAGCUUCAUUGAAAGAAAAGACUGCAGAGGAUGAGAACAAAGACAAGAAGCUAGAAAACUCUGAGGACAUAGUUGGAGGAUCCAAGAAAAAGAAAAAGAAAAAGAAACACAAGAAGUUAAGCAAGAGAGCCAAACGAAAAGAAAAAGAGAAAGUGGAGGGGGAGAUGGUGACCGAGACCCCGGGAGAGAAGACCAAAAAGAAAAAGAAACACAAACGAAAGAAAAACAAAAAUAAAGUACGUGCUGAGGAAGAUGAGAAAGCGGGAGAAAGUAAAGAACAGAAAGACACGGAUGACAAAGGUGGAACCAAUUCCGCCGCUCCGAAUGCAGUAGGGACUUUGACUUCAGAUGGAGGAAAGAGAAAACGGCUACAUAAAGAAGUGUCGCAAAAGUCAGUUUCUCAAGAGAGGAGCACAGGAAAACCCAAUCUGUCAGAAGAGCACAGUGGUACAAAACGUCCCAAACCUGACCCAAGCACAUCAGUGGCAUCCUGCUCUGCCUCUGCACAGAAAAGCCCUGUGGGUGGUCGACCACCGACGAGUGAAAGUGAUGAAGAUGGAGGCUCAGCAUCUCAACGCUCACGCCGUCCUCAUCGUCGCAAUACUCCUCCACGUGAAAGGCAUCACCGAAGUGAGGACUCUGGACAGUCAGGUCGCUCACGGAGUCGUUCUUCUCGCAGAGGAGAUCGUAAUCAUCGGCGCAACAGAGGACAAAAAUCUCAUAGUCGAUCAUAUUCAAGCAGCUCUGAGCGGUCCUCUGCGAGAAGCAGUGCUUACAGUCGCCGCAGCCACAGCUACUCGGACAGCUAUAGUGACUACAGUGGUGGAGAACAUCGCAGGACAAAAAGACGGUCAUCAGACUCUGAAUACGAAAGGAGAGGCGGAGGACGGUCGCACAGACGGCAUUACUCCUCCUCGUCUUCAGAAGACUCUCGUUCACGGUCACGCUCGCACAGCCGCAGAAAGCACCAUAGACGGCGGCGUCAUCACAGCAGCAGCCGCAGUUACAGUCGUAGCAGCAGGAGCAGCAGUGCUCACUCAUACCGACACAGCAGCUACAGCCGUAGUUGCAGCUCUGCCAGUCGCUCGUCCAGCUCCACCAAAGGCUCACCACAACGGCACAGUCAUAACCGACGGGCUGACAGUUCUUCGCGGAGACGUGAUUUUAACCGCUCUCGUAUCUACCGAUCCCAGUCUCCGAGGUCUUCCUCGUCCCGUGCACAGCCACGAACCAGCAACUCAACACAAGUAACAAAAGGAAGUGGGGGAGGAGGCGGUGCUUCAGAGCAACGGAACUCACUCACAGCACGACAGCUUCUCGAAAGAAUCCAGUCUCGCAAGGGUGGCGAAGAUUCUGGAACAGGAAGCAAACCAGGCACCAAAAUUAAGGACCCUCCACAGGGCUACUUUGGGCCCAAGCUCCCCCCUGUACUUGGAAACAAGAACAUGUUGCCCCUGUUUGGUAAACUGCAAGCAGGGAAGAAACCUUCAUUACUUUCUGUAAUGCGAACAAAUGAUGGGGAAAAGUCAGGGCUUGGAAAGGGUUCUGAUACAAGUAAUGAGGUGAUUCUUGUAGAGCCCAUCCGUGAGUUUCCUCCUCCACCCCCACCACCACCUCCACCAGUUCAGCAGCAGCAACAGGUGGAGGAGUCUAACUCAAAUACUUUGGUUUCAGAUGAGGUCAGAAACCAAGCCGCAGAACCCCAAGUGCUGCAUGAAUCACGAUCAGUUUUUGAGCAGGAAUCGGCUAAGGUUAUGCCUGCAUACCAAGUUGAGCCUGGACAAGACCCCAACAACCCAAUGAUGGAUGGGUGUAUUCUGGCAUCUGACAUGGGUCAGCAAACAGCCAUGCACACCUAUCAAGGCUACCCAGUGCCCAAUAUGGAGGAGGAGGACAUAGGCAUGGAGGCUGAAGAGGAUGGCUUGGCACCUCUGGAGAGCCAGCCAAUUACAUUUACCCCAGAGGAGAUGGAGAAAUACAGUAAGCUACAACAAGCAGCUCAGCAACAUAUUCAGCAGCAGCUUCUUGCGAAACAGGUGAAAACGUUCCCCUCAGCAGCAGCCGCCGCGGCUGCGGCCAAUUUGGCCGCCGCUGCCAGCCUUGCCCCUGCGCCGCCUCCACCACCUGCUGCGCUACAACAAAUCCAUAUACAGCAGCCUGCUGUGUCUGCAACUUCAGCAACAUCAAUUACAACAGUGCAACAUGCCAUACUGCAGCAUCAUGCAGCUGCCACGGCAAUGGGCCUCCACCAUCACAAUCCACACCACGCCCAUCCUGCUCAUGCUCAACUCGCCCAAGUUCACCAUAUACCACAACAUCAUCUCACCCCUAUUUCUUUGUCACCUUUGGGCCACACAUUAGCCCAUACGUUAGGGCACACUUUAGGGCACACUGGCCUGAUUCCAGCCCACCAUUCUGCCUUCCUCCACGGGCAACCAAUCCACAUAAUCCCAGCGUCUGCGCUCCACCAUGCCCCAUUAGCUUUGCAUCAUGUACCCCAUGCAGCCCUUUACCCUACUCUCUUUGCACCACGGCCAGCUAGUGCAGCUGCAGCAGCAGCUCUGCAACUUCACCCUCUUCUUCACCCCAUUUUCUCAGGGCAAGACCUUCAGCACCCUCCCAACCACGGCUCCUGAAACGAAGGGUGUUCGUUCUUUACAAAGGUUGUCCUGAGUUGUGUUGAGUGUGAGAGGUAACCUUGCUUCUGGGUAUCAAUCCUCUUUUCAUCAAUGGUUGCCUCUCAAAUGUAACAUCGGUUGGACAAAUAAAGGGGUAAUAUAAAAAUAAUAAGAGGAAAUUCUGGCUUCUUUAUAGUUAAAAUUGUAGGGGGUGGGGAUGGCAAAUGCUCAUAAACCAGUUUCCGAACAAUUAUGAAUGAGUUCCUGUUAAAGCCUGCCACCUAAUCAGUUUUUUUUUUUUUCGCAACAGUCAAACUAAACUAUAUAUUAUUCUAUAUGGUCUUAUUUUGAACCCUUGUAGCUAAAGAGACUUUCUGUGCGCAGUAAUGACGUGGGCCUAUAAACAAUAAUUAUUGUAAACAACUUUUUUCCUUCAAGUAAAGAACCAAAACAGGAACAGGAAUUAUGCGAGAGGGAUCGAAGCCAUAUUUCAUACCUAAUGUAACUUUCAAUGGUUUGUGAUAAAUUAUUGAUAAAAAUGAAGAAAACUAGACACAACUGAGGCGCUUAACCUUGAUGUCAGAUGAUGUUGAUGUUCGUUCUGUUACACUGUCUUAGGUUGCCCCUACGCUCUGAUGGACUUAAGUUGCACUGAAAAAUGGACAUCAAGAUGCUGCUUUUGCAUCAUGUAAGAACUGUAUGAUUGUAGUAUUCUGCAAUAAUUUUUUUAUUUGAUUUUAAAUUAUUUUCCAGUUUUUUUUUUUUUUGUUUUUUUUUUAGCUUUCCCUUGUGUAAUUACAUCUUUGUAAAUAGGUAUCGAAGUAUUGUAAUAUAAGCUGCCUUUGUAACUGUUUAAAAUUAGUACAAAAAGGAUGAAUUAAAAAAAAAAAAAAAAAAAAAAAAACUAAACAAAGAGCAAGAAAGUGGUUUGAUCAGGGCUGGUACAAUAGCUUGUGAACCUGCUGUAACUGGAGCGGUUAUCAGGUGAGUCUGUGAUGUAAAGGGACUGGUUUAGGGGCGAGGUGUUGCUGCAUAAUAAAUUGAUGAAACGAAAGCAACGAUAUUUACUUUUUUAUUCUUUAUUGAUGUGUCAGAAAAUAAAGCAUUUUUGAGACCUAAA
Messenger RNA from Tachysurus vachellii, 5980 nucleotides. It is a transcript of the gene gpatch8, whose product is annotated as G patch domain containing 8. NCBI's taxonomy places the organism in Eukaryota, Metazoa, Chordata, Actinopteri, Siluriformes, Bagridae. The record is from RefSeq and is a predicted model, not a curated record. Gene Ontology annotation, molecular function: nucleic acid binding. The coding region runs from base 616 to 4878 and encodes 1420 amino acids. Gene Ontology annotation, cellular component: nucleus. The transcript has 6 exons.